Ectocarpus siliculosus is the source of this 748-nucleotide messenger RNA. The record is from the annotation of a GenBank genome assembly. Lineage: Eukaryota; Phaeophyceae; Ectocarpales; Ectocarpaceae.
GGGAGGCAACACCGCGCACCACUGCUGUCGGCGAGGAGAGGAGCACCCGCGCGAGGGGGAGGGCGAGCCGGCAGGGCUCCUUCCAUGAGUGCACCGGACUUGGAGGAACCCGCCAUGCUGAUUGGCCACGGGUUCGAUAUCCACCGCUUGGUUGAGGGGAAGGAGCUCGUCAUCGGAGGGGUCAACAUUCCGUACGAGCUCGGCGCCGACGCGCACUCGGACGGGGACGUGAUCUACCACAGCGUCGUAGAUGCCAUCUUGGGCGCUCUUGGGUUACCAGACAUCGGUCAACUUUUCCCCGACAACGACCCGGAUUGGUCUGGCGCUGACUCGAGUAUUUUCAUGGAGGAGGCCUACCGAAGGAUGGACGAAAGGGGGUUCCGAGUGGGUAACGUCGACGUUACGCUGAUCCUUCAGAAACCGAAGGUGAUGGACAUCAAGCCGUUGAUGCGAGACAACAUCGUGCGGCUGCUGCGCACGUCUCUCGGGCGCGUGAACGUCAAGGCGAGGACCCACGAGAAGGUGGACUCCGUGGGGGAAGGGCGAGCGAUGGCCUGCCACGUCGUGGUCUUGCUGGAGAAAGUCCCGUGAUUCUCGCGCUCGAUUGUUGAUGGGACUUCCCCGAGAUACACUUGUGAGACAGCAGCUAGACAAUACGAAGUUCACUUGAUUUCAUAAUGACUCUUUCAGAUUGCACACGUGAGAUUGUACAUCGAGACAGGCUGACUGCGAAAUUUCUCGCGCUUGA